Molecule: messenger RNA, 4582 nt
Organism: Neurospora tetraspora
Lineage: Eukaryota; Fungi; Ascomycota; Sordariomycetes; Sordariales; Sordariaceae
Exons: 3
Coding region: 1-4176 (1391 amino acids)
Biological process (GO): RNA splicing
Cellular component (GO): ASAP complex; precatalytic spliceosome
Molecular function (GO): RNA binding
Source: RefSeq, a predicted model, not a curated record
AUGCCCCCGGCGCAUUCGCGACACCCGAGCGCUUCUUCGAUUACAUCAGGGCCCGGCCCCGUUAAUCGCGCGAUGCCGCCGCCCACAUCACCGCAGCAGCAGGGGCCGCCUCCUCAGGGUCCCCCGCCGCCGUCGCACCAGCAGCAGCUUCAACAACCGCCGCCUCAAGCGCAUCCGCAACAACACCCCCAGCAACACUUGCAACAGCAUCCGGGUCCUCAUCAACCGCAGCAGCAGCCACCGCAGCCGCCACACCCUUCUCAACAAGGUCCGCCGCCGAAUGCGCACCAGAUGGGUGGAUCCUAUGGCAUCCCACCUCCUCGAGCACCUCCGGUCGCGAUUGGGCCACCGAAUGCGUUUCCUAGGGACCGCCAGCUCCCUGCCCUAGAGACUCUGCCAAGGACCGGCUCCGGCAGCAGCAUGUCCAUCUCCUCUAUGCUCGGCGGCCCUCCCCCAGCUCGCGAUCCCGGUGUUCCUGCCGGUCCAUACCCGCCUGGGCCCCCCUCGGGUGUGUCAGGUCCGCCGUAUAACCAACCCAUGCAUGCAUCCCCCCGAAUGCACACGAUGGGCGGUCCAGGCCCCGACUUUGGCUUCCGCCGACCACAAACACCCGACCGUCAUAGACUGUUUGAUGGCCGCGACCCUCGAGACCCGCGUGAUCCUCGAGAUCCGCGCGAUCCUAGAGACCCACGAGAUCCUAGAGGAGAUCCCAGGGACCCUAGGACGGGCAUCGCUGCGUCGCCUUCGGGUGGCUACACCCCGGAGGUGCAGCGUUAUGGUACACCGCAGGUCUAUAGCAAUAGGGGACCGCCGCUAACUGCUGCAGAACAAGCAAGGGAGCAGGCACGUAUGGCUGGGACCGGGGUGCCGCCGCGGCCCAACAGUCAGCCCAAAUCCUUCCCGAACGCUCCUCCGCCACGUCCCAUGGAAAUGGGUAGACCGCCGCCAAACGACAUGUAUGGGCACAGGGAGGACAGGAGAGCGGUCGAAGAAUACAACCCCGAGCGCCCCAUUCGAGUGCCCAAUUACGAGGAACAGCGGUUCAUGACUGAAAGGGAACGACAAGAGAGGGAGCGCCAGGAAAGAGAAUAUCAGGAGAUGCGUGAGAGGGAGCGCCGCGAGAGGACCAUGUCGGGGAGUGACGCUGGACGGCCACACCCGAUGCAACAAGCCGAGUAUGCUCGCCAGAUGGAGCACCAGAGAGCUCCCCCUCAGUUUGGUCGACCUCCUGAUCCACGAGAGCAAGGUCAUUGGCACAGGCCGAGCUUUGAACAGCCACGAGGCCCUUACGACCAGCCCGGACACAUGGCCAGGCAUCCGCACGAGCAUCCGGUGACCACUGCGCCCCCGUACAAUGGCCACCCGUCGUAUGCUACGGGUCCGCCGCCUGAUCGGUAUCCUCCGUCGUCGCUCCCGCCCCAUCAGCAACACUCCAUGGCAGCUCAUGGUCCGGGUCCUAUGCAGUUUGAGUCUCCAGACCGACAAAGGAUGAAUAUGAUGCAUAUGGAGCAGCGGCAACAGCAGCAGCAGCAGCAACAUCAGCAUCCCUAUUACAUGCAACACCAGCAGCUUCCCCCUCGUAGCAGAGAAGACCAGCCUGUGCCCCCUCCGUCAGUCGCCUAUAGUGGUGUGGGUACGGGCUCGUUGUACGGUUCCCCAAGGAGUCGUCAUUUGGAAGAACUGGCUCCUCCUGGACAUCAGCGGAACUUGUUGGGCAUUCAGGAGAUAAACCGCAAGGGUCGCCUUUCGCCCUUGCCCCAAGCUGUGCAGGGUGCCCAACCCCAGCUGGCCGGCCCAACAGGCGAACCUGGUAUCAAGAGCGAAUUCGGACGUAUGUUUUCCGGAAUCGGUACUGGCGUUGGCGCCAUGAGCCCAAUUCCCACUGGAAUGCAGCAGCUUCCCUUCACUGGAGCCAGCUUGAUGCGCCGUGAGGAUUCCGACGGAGUCCCACAGCCCCAAGAACUUGCCGAGCCUGGAGUCAAGGGCCCCGGCCGUGGUAAACGUAGAAAGCUCAAGGACGACGAGUCCAGAAUAGAUGAGGAUAGCACAGGGAGGUUGACUCCCGUGGGGGGUCGCGGCAAAAAAGCCAAGACCCAUCAUACCCACCACCAUCAUCACCAUCACCACCACCAUCAUCGGCAUGAUCUCCAGCAAGGCCCUGGGCCUGCGCUCAUGGGGAAUACUCCGUUCAAGAACGUGACUGGUGCGACAUCCGUGCCUCCGCCCAACGCGAUGCUCGCCAAGGACUUGCCGACAACUCACCAUCAUCAUCAUGUCGUUCCUCGAUCGGUGCCGCAUCCCAACAAUGGUCCAGCCAAAGCGGCUCCGGUACAACCCCCGAGUCCCCCUCCGGUCCAACUCCCCAAGCCCAAGCAUGAGGUCAAAUCAAAAGAGGUGCUGAAAAGUGUGGCCAAUCUUCCGCGGUCACACUUGGGUGAGGUUGUGUACGACCCUCAGCUGGCGCCAUCGCGGAGGCAGGAUUCACGCACUAAACGGCCACCUCGCCAACCUUUCAAGUCGACCCCCCGGCCUCUGCCAUGGGAUUUGAUCCAGGGCAAGGAAAAUUGCACCUUGACGGUGAAGAUUAGCAAGGCCCAUCUCACCCCUGAAGCCCGGGAGGAGAUCACUUCCAGGAGAGCUCUCUGGGGUACCGACAUCUACACCGACGACUCGGAUGUAAUCGCCGCCUGCAUCCAUGCUGGUUGGUUCAGAGGCGAGUGGCCGGAGGAGGUGGACACAACCUUUUUGGGCUUGGACGAGGCCGUUAGUAACGCCUCCGACAUUCUUACGAGCAUGCGUAAUGGUCCUCAGGCGGUCAAAGACGAGGCUGGCUCGGAGGUUUACUCUGAACCCCCUCAGAACGGCCCCAUGGCUGUACCAGCCAACCGCGAUCUUCACGUUACCCUUCUCAUCCUCCCCAAGCUCGAAAAGUACGCCUCCACCACGCGCUUCGGCAUCAAGAGCCGCGAAUGGGGCAGCGUCCUCGAAGAAGGCGAUGGCAUUUACUCACGCUCGUCGCACGACGGCCUCAGCUUCGCCAUCAUGGACAUUCGCUGGCUUGUCAAUGGCGCGCAGCCCGUGAACCGACUGAGAGGCAAGGCCAGACGCGAUAGAAUAAACAAGGCUCUUCGGGAGAUCGCACAAAGCCCGCCAUUUUCGAGUUUCAAUAAGUUGGGACAGAUUAGAUUGAGCGGGACGCCGCAGGAGCAGCGUGAGAAGGAGUCUGAUGAGGGCCAGCAGAGUAGCAAGUGGUGGCCGUCAGCCGGGACUGGCAGGAAGGCUGCGGCUGAUGAGGAUAAGGAGAACCAUCAGCCGGAGAAGGAACCGGAGAAGCAACCUGAGGAGCAGAAAGAGAAGGACCAGGAUGGGGAUGUGACGAUGGAACUGGAGCCGGAGGCUCAGCCGGCGCAGACAAGGGAGAAGAGUCAAGAAAAGGAGAAGGAGAAGGCUGAUGGUGAAAAGGAGGAUGUCGAGAUGACAAAUAAGCCUGUUGAGGAUGAGGCAACAGAAAAGACUGUUGAAGAAGAUGAGGAGGUGGAAAAGGCCGGCGAGCCGGGGCCGGAGAAGGAACGCGAGCAAGAGAAAGCCGCUACUCCUCAACCGGUCGCAAAGGAGGCCGAACCCGAGGCCGAGCCAGUCAAGGAAACCGAGCCUGAGCCCAAGUCUCCACCCGCAUCCAACCUUGAUGCCCCAGCGAAACCUCCCGCCGAAGUCGAAAAGACCCCUGCACCGGAAACGGAAACGGAACCGGCGGAUGACAAUGACGAUACCAUCGUUGAGGAACCGGAGGAGGCGGUGGAGGAGCCAUCAAAGCCGGCAGAGGAAGUCGUGGAAGCUGCUAAACCUGCCACCGAACCAGAGGCGGUAAAGGCUGUGGUCACGGAAACCAUCACGAAGGUUAGGGAAGCUACGGUACCUCCUACGGUCGUCACGGAAGAGUUGGCUAAGGCUGCCUCUCCUGUCGCUCCUGUCGCUCUUGCCGCUUCUGCUGCAGAUGCUGCAGAUGCUGAUCAGGCUGCUGCUGAGCACGACGCAGCUGACGCCGCUGCUGCGGCCAUCAUCACUACGAUUACCAGUACGACUACUACUGCUACCAUCACCGCCACUCCCGCUGCUGACCCCACUCCUUCGACUGAGGAGGCUAAGGAUGAGGAGGUCAAAGAGAAGGAGGCUUAAGCAGACAUUUGGAAAGAGUCAAAGAUGGAAUGAUACCAAGUUUUGGGACACUGAGAUGUGGGAGGAGUGAAUCGCAGGUUGUAAAAAGUUGUAUCACUGCUUGUGUAAGGAAGAGAGAGAAGCGUUGCAUUGAAUUGCCUGUUUUGUUGUGUUGCCGGGCAUGUUUGAUACCAGGCUGUUGGUUUAGUUGAGUUAAAUGAAGAGAACGUUUUGGAAGUCAUUUUGAUGGUGCUUGGUUAUUGCUGUGUUUUGGUGUGUAUCUUGCUAUCCGGGCUCGUUGAUGCGAGAACUAGAAUAUGGACUUUGGUGAAGUUGAGGUUAAAUUUUCUAUAUGGUUAUUAGACCUAGAGGAAAUGGUCAACUACAUGGCCCGCGCGCGCUUGGAUCAAAUCAAUGACAACAAUUU